GAGCACUUGCAUCUCUUUAAAUCAUGGUGUGACCUCCAUUGCGGCCCCUUUACUUGAUGUCAGCACGCUAGUGAUCACAUCUCCAGCCUCUCAAUCAGAAAUCAGCUAAGCAAUUGAUCUCUAAAAUGUCUGCUGAGUUUGAACUUUGUCCUGGAAGGAAGAUAGGGGGCUCCAACCCCUGUUUUAUCAUCGCUGAGAUUGGACAGAACCAUCAAGGAGACAUAGAAAUAGCCAAAAAAAUGAUCCGAAUGGCCAAGGACUGUGGAGCUGAUUGUGCCAAGUUUCAAAAGAGUGAGAUCGAACACAGAUUCACCAAACACGCUCUGGAGCGUCCCUACACGUCCCCUCACGCUUGGGGACCGACCUACGGGGCUCACAAGCAUCAUCUGGAGUUCAGUCACCAGCAGUACAGAGAACUGCAGCAGUACGCCAAUGACAUUGGCAUCUUCUUUACAGCAUCAGGGAUGGAUGAGAUGGCAAUUGAAUUUCUUAAUGAAAUCAAUGUGCCGUUUUUCAAAGUUGCCUCUGCAGACACCAACAACAUCCCUUACCUGGAGAAAACCGCCAAAAAAGGUCGUCCCAUGGUGAUAUCUAGUGGAAUGCAGUCGAUGGAGACCAUGCACUGUGUUUACCAAACCGUUAAGAAGUACAAUCCCAAUUUCACUUUCUUGCAGUGCACCAGCGCUUAUCCACUGCCGAUAGAGCACGUCAACCUCAGUCUGAUCCCUGAGUUCCAGAAGGAGUUUCCUGAAAUUCCCAUUGGAUACUCUGGACAUGAGACGGGCAUCCAUGUGUCUGUGGCUGCUGUGGCACUCGGGGCGAAGGUGCUGGAGCGUCAUGUGACCCUGGAUAAGACCUGGAAAGGCAGUGACCACGCAGCAUCACUGGAGCCGGCUGAACUGGCGGAGUUGGUGAGAGCCAUCAGGACGGUUGAGAUGGCAAUGGGCUCGUCAAUCAAACAGAUGCUGCCCUGUGAGGCUUCCUGCCACAGCAAGUUGGGUAAGUCAGUAGUGGCCCGGAAACCAUUGCAGAAGGGCGAGAUAUUAACUCUCGACAUGCUGACAGUAAAAGUGGCCGAACCGCAGGGUGUGAGACCAGAGAACAUCUUCAAACUGGUUGGCAAGAAAAUCACAGAGAACCUGGAAAAAGAUGCCACCAUCACUGAUGCCAUGAUAGAUGGCUGAUGAUUGUACACUCCAUAACUAAAGGGGCAAUUAAGGGGUCUGUUAUUAAUUAUCAGUAACAGUAUAUAAUAAAAUAUAUA
Molecule: messenger RNA, 1264 nt
Organism: Carassius carassius (crucian carp)
Lineage: Eukaryota; Metazoa; Chordata; Actinopteri; Cypriniformes; Cyprinidae
Product: sialic acid synthase-like
Exons: 6
Coding region: 126-1184 (352 amino acids)
Biological process (GO): carbohydrate biosynthetic process
Molecular function (GO): N-acylneuraminate-9-phosphate synthase activity
Source: RefSeq, a predicted model, not a curated record